This is a messenger RNA of Hordeum vulgare subsp. vulgare (domesticated barley), 1589 nucleotides long. RefSeq names its product nuclear speckle splicing regulatory protein 1-like. The record is from RefSeq and is a predicted model, not a curated record. The coding region runs from base 168 to 1109 and encodes 313 amino acids. Gene Ontology annotation, biological process: regulation of alternative mRNA splicing, via spliceosome. The transcript is spliced from 4 exons. NCBI's taxonomy places the organism in Eukaryota, Viridiplantae, Streptophyta, Magnoliopsida, Poales, Poaceae.
CACUAUGUCCGGGGGUCACCGCUAUUCCACCAAGGAAGCGUAAAUCACUUUGUCUCGCAUGGUCCGUGCUGUCGCGUCGCGGAUCUCCUGCACAGUUGAGGAGAACGCGAAAUUGCCUGUCUAGGGUUUGCUCCGCGUCGAAUCCACAGUUCGCCACCGACGCCGGAAUGCAGCGAUACGGGCUGCAGCUCCGCAAGAAGCCGGCGGCCUCCUCGUCCUCGCGACCGCUACCGCCGGCGCGCCCACUGGCGGCCUUCGCCGACGACAGCGAUGACGACGUGGAGGCCGACAUCCUCCGCCAGUCGUCGAAGAAACGCGCCCUCGAGAAGGUGGAGGAACUGCAGAAGAAAGCGAUCGAGGAGGAUCCCUCGGUGUUUGCCUAUGACGAGGUGUACGAUGAUAUGAAGGAGAAGGCCGCUCGCCCCAAGAUACAGGCCAAGGUCGUUCGCGAGUCAAAGUACAUUGAAGCACUUAAGGAGAAAGCAGAACAACGUAAACGAGAACAGGACAUAGUGUAUGAGAGGAAGCUUCAUAAAGAGAGGAGCAAGGAAGACCACCUGUUUGCUGACAAAGACAAGUUUGUAACAUCUGCCUACAGGAAGAAACUUGAAGAGGAGAAAAAAUGGCUAGAGGAAGAAAGACGGCGGCAGCUUCAAGAAGAAAGGGAUGAUGUAACUAAAAAGAAAGACUUGAGUGAUUUUUACUUUGGGCUUGCUAAGAAUGUUGCUUUCGGUGCACGGACACAUGACAGUACAGAAAUUGCAGAACCUGAAAAGUUGGAAAAUAAAGUAGAAGAUGUUCAACCUAGCAAGUCUGAUGCCGAAGGAUCCGGUCGUUCUCCUAAGCGCAGGAGGGAAUCCAGUGUAGGAUCAGAGAAGGCUCAUGAAAGUAGAAGUGUGGUAGAACCUGCAACUACUGCAUCAAAAGAUUCAACAGCUGCUAGAUCUAUUGAGAAAGAGGCAGAUGUUUCCACAUCUGCUUCACAAGCUCUCCAGAAUGCUCAACCAGCGCCAAUCACUGACGAGCACUAUAAGAGGAGUAAUGAUGCACUUGCUGCUGCUAGAGAACGAGCACUGGCUCGUAAGAGAGCGAAGGAGCAGCAAAUAUGAAGUGAGAUGCAGAUAUAAUCGUAACAUGCCAAAGCUCAGGGCUGUGUAAUACACUUGACCUUUGUUUUCACCCUGCAGCAUUUUCAGUUGAUGAUGCACGUAUCUCUCUCGCAUAAAUAUAGUCCUCUGGUUGCUGUGUGAUGAUUGAGCUUCUAUGGUCAAAAUAUCUGUAUAUCGACAUUCAGCUUCUAUGACCAUUCUGCUAUGUAUAAUCAGGAGAUGGAGGUUAAUGGAGCCCAUUGUAUUUACUGAAUAUUUGUGCUCCCAAAAAAGAGAAAUACCUUGCCACAGUCAGGCUGAUGGCAACCUGUACCCCUUGGUGUGUUCCAUUGUAAUCUGUAGCUAGUGGAGGUUAUAACAUCAUUUAUGUAAUGACGACUCGAGCUAGUAGUUACUGUAUUUACUGGUGGGUGUUGAAUCAGAGACUUUGAAACUAUGCAUGCCUUUCUCAAAUAAAAAAAGAUGUAUGCAGAUUUUUGA